Messenger RNA from Telopea speciosissima, 1513 nucleotides. RefSeq names its product serine carboxypeptidase-like 26. The record is from RefSeq and is a predicted model, not a curated record. Gene Ontology annotation, biological process: proteolysis. Gene Ontology annotation, molecular function: serine-type carboxypeptidase activity. Gene Ontology annotation, cellular component: vacuole. The transcript is spliced from 7 exons. The coding region runs from base 2 to 1513 and encodes 503 amino acids. NCBI's taxonomy places the organism in Eukaryota, Viridiplantae, Streptophyta, Magnoliopsida, Proteales, Proteaceae.
GAUGAAGACUACAGCAGGAAACUUUCUUCCUCUUUUUCUCUGUGUGUCCCUCCUUUUUGGCUUUCUUGUAUCGAUCAGCAAUGGCAGCCGACAAGGCGAAGCCUUUCGAGUUUUCAGAAAGAUCAAGGCCACUGAGGGAGUGGACACAACCCACGACCUCACUCAGGUCCUACCCGAUUUCAAUCCAGAGCUAAUUCCUCAAGAGGGAUCCAAAGAGAGUGACAAAAUCUUAAAGUUGCCGGGGCAACCCAAAGAUGUGAAUUUUGGCCAAUAUGGUGGGUAUAUCACAGUCAAUAAGACCGCCGGAAGAGCCCUUUACUACUACUUCGCCGAAGUCGAUCCUAAAGACGAUUCGAAGCCUCUUAUCAUCUGGUUUAAUGGAGGUCCUGGUUGUUCUUCUCUUGGAUAUGGAGCAUUUGAGGAAGUCGGUCCAUUUCUCGUACGAGGAGAAAAUCUAAUUGAGAAUCCAUAUUCAUGGAACAAAUUGGGGAACCUCUUGUUCAUUGAGUCACCAGCAGGAGUUGGGUUCUCUUAUUCUAACAUGACAUCGGAUUAUACUUCGACCGGAGAUAGUAGAACAGCGAAAGAUGCUUAUACAUUCUUGUUACAUUGGUUAGAAAGGUUCCCAGAACACAAGAACAAAGAUGUGUAUAUAGCUGGAGAAAGCUAUGCUGGUCAUUAUGUUCCUCAACUUGCUUAUACUAUUGUUCAACAAAAUAAGAAGUGUGGUAGAAUCAUCAAUCUCAAGGGCAUUUCUAUUGGAAACCCUAUUAUCCAUGACAUUGAUGAUCGUAGCAGUGGUGACGAAGGUGGCGGCUCUCUUGGACUGUAUGAGUUCCAAUGGAAGCACCAUCUCAUCUCUGAUGAAUCCUGGAAUGCAAUCCAUACAAUCUGUGAUUUCAAUGUUCCGAUCGACGAGAGGACUAAUGAUUGUAAAGUAACUUUAGUUGUGAAUUUCGUGAGAAUCGGUGACAACAUAGAUCCUUAUAACAUUUAUGGUCCGAAGUGCUAUGAACACAAUACAUCAUCAGUGACCUCGGGUCCAGUUGGAUCAGGUGAUCCAUGUGCCCACAAUCAAAUUACUACCUAUUUGGAUCGUCCAGAAGUUGUAAAGGCCUUAAAUGCCAAAUUUACCAGAUUUGAUGAAGGUUACCCAAGCCCUGAUGAUCCUAGAAUAAUGAUUGGUAAAUGGGAUAAGUGGGCAGGCUGCAGCGGCGAUUUGGAUUCUGUUGUUGCGUAUACUUGCACAAGAAAUUCGAUAAAGAGGUUGGGGCUUACGGAGAAGAAGAAAUGGCAUCUUUGGGGCACCGAUGAGAUUAGUGGAACUGUGGUUACAUACGAAGGCAACGUGACAUUGGCUACUGUGAGAGGAGCAGGUCAUGAGGUUCCAAUGGACCAACCACGAAGAGGAUUUGAACUCAUUCAGUCUUUCCUUGAAGGAACACAACUUCCAAAAGCCAAGCCUCUUAUGAACCUCGCAGAAAUGGGGAUCAAUGAAGAUGAUGUUGAUUAA